CUUUUUUUCUUUUUUUUCUCUUCGAAAAUUUAAAUAUUCUCUAUAUAAAGGAAGAUAACAAAUUCUUUUAUUUUAUUUUUUUUUAUAAAUAACAACAAAAAAAAAUAAAAACCUGAUAUAAAUUUCACUGAUGGAUUUUGAAGGUUUACAUCAAAACAAAUAUGAUACAAAAGGUGGUGAUGGAACAUAUCAAGUACCAGAUGAAUCACCUUAUAGUGGAUCUGGUGAACCGUUAAGAAGAACAAGUACAGCUGGUGGCUAUGGUGAAACGUCUGGUAAUGCAGUGGAUAUUGAUGAUGCUAAAAGUGCUUAUGAAAGUAUACGACGGGAAAUGAGCCGACAAUCUAUCGCAGCAGCUGGUAUACCUGGUGAAGAAAAGGCUGAAGAAUUUGAUCUUACCGACUUUCUUACUGGUGCUACUGUUAGACGCGAGGAAGAAGGUUUCAAACCUAAACGAUUGGGUCUCGUUGUCAAAAAUUUGACUGUCAAGGGUGUUGGUGCUGAUCACGAAUGGAUUCCUACUAUUGCAACUGUAUUUGAAAAAAUAUGUUGUUUUUGGCGAUGGGGACGAAAAUCAGGUCAUGAUAAAACUAUUCUCAAUAAUAUCACUGGUUAUUGUAAACCUGGUCAAAUGCUUUUAGUUCUUGGACGUCCUGGUUCUGGCUGUACAACCUUUUUACGUGUUCUUUCUGAAAUGCGGCAAGGGUUUACUGAAAUCACUGGAGAUGUCAGUUAUGGUGGUAUUGAUUCUAAUGAAUUUAGCAAGAAAUUCCGUGGUGAAGUAUGUUACAAUGAAGAAGAAGAUUUACAUUAUCCUACUUUAACAGCGGCUCAAACACUUCGAUUUGCUAUUCGGUGCAAGACUCCUGGAAAACGACUAGCAGGCGAUACAAAAAAGAAGUUUCAAGAAAAAAUCAUUUAUCUUAUGGGCAAUAUGUUGGGUCUAACAAAACAAAUGGAUACUAUGGUUGGUAAUGAAUUUGUACGAGGUCUCUCUGGUGGUGAACGUAAACGGAUGACAAUAGCCGAACAAAUGACAACUGGUUCGUGUAUUAACUGUUGGGAUUGUUCUACUCGUGGUUUGGAUGCCUCUUCUGCUUUGGAUUAUGUUCGUUCCUUACGUGUACUAACUGAUCUUUUUCAAAAAACAACCGUGGCUACUCUGUAUCAAGCUUCUGAUAGUAUCUAUUCCUUGUUUGAUCAUUGUAUGGUUUUGGAUGGUGGUCAUUGUCUCUAUUUUGGUCCUACUGAUCAAGCAAAAUCUUAUUUUGAAGAUAUGGGUUUUCACUGUCCUUCUCGAAAAUCAACUCCUGACUUUUUGACUGGUUUAUGUAACUUUAUGGAACGUGAAGCUCGUCCUGGUUUUGAAGACAAGAUCCCUGCAACCCCUCAAGAAUUUGAAGAACGAUAUCGACAAUCUAAUAUCUAUCAAGAGGCUCUCAAGGAAAUAGCUGAUUAUGAAGAAGAAGUGGAACGUGAACGUCCUGAUGAAGAUUUUCGACAAGCCUUUGCUGAAGCUCAUCAAAAACAUGCAAGUAAACGAUCUCCUUUUACCGCCACUCCUAUGUCUCAAAUUAAAGCCUUAACUAUUCGACAAUUUCAACUUAUUUAUGGUGAUAAGGGUGCUCUCAUUUCUCGUUAUGGUGGUGUGAUUGUCAAAGGUAUUAUCAUGGCAUCAGUAUUUUAUAAUCUGCAACAAACAGCUACUGGUACUUUCUCUGUUGGUGGUCUUCUUUUCUUCUCUCUUCUUUUCAAUUCUCUUAUCGCUCAAUCUGAAUUGUCAACAUUUAUGCAUGGACGUCGGGUAUUGGAAAAACAUAAAUCAUAUGCAUUGUAUCGACCUAUGUAUUUUUACAUUGCUCAAGUGAUGGCAGAUAUCCCUAUGGCCGUUAUUCAAGUGAUCAUCUUCACAUUAUGUGUGUACUUUAUCGCCAAUUUGACUUUAACGGCAGGACAAUUCUUUACUUUUAUGCUGGUGUUGAUCUUCAGUAAUCUAUGUAUGAAUGGCUUCUUCCGAAUGUUUGGUAGUGUAUCUCCCAACUUCUUUGUAGCCUCACAACUGUCAUCUUGUGUUUUGAUUGCUCUCAUGAUUUAUACUGGUUAUCAAAUUCCUUAUACUCAAAUGCAUCCUUGGCUUAUGUGGAUUUACUGGAUUAACCCUCUGGCAUAUGCAUACAAGGCUAUUUUGGAAAAUGAAAUGCAUGGACAACAUUAUUCUUGUUUGCCUGCUCGGGAUCAUGUGCCCUCGGGACCCACUUACACCAAUCCUGCUUUUCGUACAUGUAUUAUUCAUGGUGCUCUCCCUGGUGAUACCUAUGUUCUCGGUGAUUCUUAUUUGGCAGUGACUUAUGGUUAUGCAUCAUGGCAACGUUGGAUCAACUUUGUAGCUGUGGUUCUAUUCUUCUUCCUUUUUACUGUGUUGACGGCUCUCUUUAUGGAAUACCUGGAACUUAGCAAAGGUGGUUCUCAAGUCAAGGUCUACAAACGUAACUGUGCACCCAAGGAAGAAACAGAAGAAGAAUUACGUGAGCGUGCUAAAAAUGCUGGUAAAACUAAAUUGCAAGCAAUGGAUACAGGUACGACAUUCACAUGGCAGCAUAUCGACUAUACUGUUCCUGUCAAAGGUGGCACUCGGCAAUUAUUAAAUGAUAUUGGUGGUAUUGUCAAACCUGGGCAUCUUACAGCACUGAUGGGUUCCUCUGGUGCUGGUAAAACAACUCUAUUGGAUGUAUUAUCAAAACGAAAGACAAUCGGCAAAGUGGAAGGACGCAUGUAUAUGAAUGGUGAAGUUUUACAUAGUGAUUUUGAACGUGUUACUGGAUAUUGUGAACAGAUGGAUAUCCACAAUCCUAAUGCAACAGUACGUGAAGCUCUACGAUUCUCUGCCUAUCUACGUCAACCUCCUGAUGUAUCAAAGCAAGAAAAGGAUGAUUAUGUGGAACAAAUCUUGGAACUCUUGGAAAUGGAAAAAAUUGCAGAAUCUUUGAUUGGUGACCCUCAAGGUAUGAAGGGUAUCUCUGUGGAAGAACGAAAACGAUUGACAAUUGGUGUAGAACUGGUAGCCAAGCCUCGACUUUUGUUUUUGGAUGAACCUACUUCUGGUUUGGAUGCUCAAUCUUCUUAUAAUAUUGUUCGGUUUAUUCGAAAGCUUGCCGAUGUAGGAUGGCCCGUGUUAUGUACGAUUCAUCAACCUUCUGCGACCUUGUUUUCUUAUUUUGAUCAUUUGUUACUUUUGGUACGUGGUGGAAGAACGGCUUACUAUGGACCUAUUGGCGAAGAUUCCAAGACAAUGAUUGAUUAUUUUGAAUCUCAUGGUGGACAAAAAUGUUCUCCUAGUGCCAACCCUGCUGAAUAUAUUUUAGAAGUCGUCGGUGCUGGUACUUCUGGACAUGCUUUACAAGACUGGGCUGAAGUGUGGGCUAACUCUAACGAAGCUAAACAAUUACAUACCGAAUUGGAAGAAAUUCAUUCCUCCAUCGAUCCUAAUUUAAAACGCAAUCCUCCUACGUACUCACUCAGCUUUUUCUGGCAAUUCUGGUAUGUUUAUCAGCGACUCAAUAUAUCUUGGUGGCGAUGUCCUUCAUACAAUGUUGGUCGACUCUUCAAGGUUAUAUUUAUUGCUCUGAUCUCUGGAUUCAGUUUUUGGAAAUUGAGUGAUUCGGUGGUAGAUAUGAACAAUCGAUUGUUCUGUAUCUUUACAACAUUGAUGAUGGCAAACAGUUUGAUUGUAUUAGGACAACCUCGAUUUAUGGAAGAAAGACAAUGGUUUAGACGUGAAUAUGCAUCUCGUUACUAUGGUUGGGCUCCUUUUGCACUUGGAUGUAUCAUUGUUGAAUUACCUUAUAUCAUCAUAUUCGCUGCACUAUUCAUGUUCUGCUUCUAUUGGACUGCAGGAUUACAAACUGGAUCAGAUCGUAUUGGAUACUUCUUUAUAUUAUUUGUGGUAUUCUUGGGUUUCUCUGUUUCUUUUGGAUUUUUGAUCGCGUCCUUCUCUGCAACGGCCACGAUGGCAGCUGUGAUCAAUCCAUUCUUCUCAUCGAUUUUGAUUCUAUUUGCUGGUAUCAUUCAACCUCCUGCCGAUAUGCCUUACUUUUGGCGAUCGUGGAUGUAUUGGUUGGAUCCAUAUCAUUAUUUGAUUGAAGGCUUUAUGGUGAAUGAACUAUAUCAACUCAAGGUGACAUGUCAUCCCAGUGAUUUACUUACUUUUAUCCCUCCUCCUGGUCAAACAUGUCAACAAUACGCUAGUACUUUCUUCGCAACUGGUGGUACAGGUUAUUUGACAGCAGAUUCUCUUUCCAGUACCACGUCUUGUCAAUAUUGUCAAUACUCAACAGGUGCUGAUUAUUACUCCCGCAUUGGAUGGACUUUUGACAAUCGAUAUCGAGAUUGGGGUAUUCUUUUGGCCUUUUGGGUUUUUAACGUCUUGGCAUUUGCGUUCUUUGUAUGGUUAUUUAGAAAACAAAAACGUUAAUCGUUUUUCUUUUAUUAUUUGAUAUUAUUUAUUAUAUUUAUUAGUUUUGAUCUUUAUAAUAAUAAAACACUUAUUG
Molecule: messenger RNA, 4547 nt
Organism: Halteromyces radiatus
Lineage: Eukaryota; Fungi; Mucoromycota; Mucoromycetes; Mucorales; Cunninghamellaceae
Product: ABC-2 type transporter-domain-containing protein
Exons: 5
Coding region: 131-4471 (1446 amino acids)
Biological process (GO): transmembrane transport
Cellular component (GO): membrane
Molecular function (GO): ATP hydrolysis activity; ATP binding; ABC-type transporter activity
Source: RefSeq, a predicted model, not a curated record